This is a messenger RNA of Aureobasidium melanogenum CBS 110374, 3300 nucleotides long. Its product is annotated as DENN-domain-containing protein. The coding region runs from base 1 to 3300 and encodes 1099 amino acids. Lineage: Eukaryota; Fungi; Ascomycota; Dothideomycetes; Dothideales; Saccotheciaceae. The record is from RefSeq and is a predicted model, not a curated record. Gene Ontology annotation, cellular component: cytoplasmic vesicle. Gene Ontology annotation, biological process: regulation of Rab protein signal transduction. The transcript has 2 exons.
AUGGCGCCAACGAAGGAAUCCACCUCGGUGCCGCUGGCUGAUUACUUCUUCAUAUCCGGCAUAGAGUCGACCCAGAUCUACGACGAACGCGAACAUGCUGCCGCUUCUCCCCCGCCGGUAGACGAGACGAUUGAGGAAGACAUUGCCCUCGAGACAGACAGUGUCACUUCGCCGAGACCUUCGACACCAGGCUCGCCCAACACAGAUAGGACCAAGAGGGGAUCUUCACGCUACAGCUGGGAAGCGCGCAAGAGCAUUAGCAGUGUCAUCGGCCCCAGUGACUUCAAACCAUCGCCCAGCAAUCGCAGCAGUGCUACCAUCAAAGGUCUGCAAACAGAAACGCCUGGCCUCAGCGACGAAGAUUUCGAGAUCGCACUUCGCAAGUUUGCUUCGGAGAGAGAGAACUUCCUGGAGGAAAUACAAGUGCAAGCAGGAGCAGUUGUGCCGCAAACAUCGCGAACACCAAAGCCCAGACCGAGAACACUCCGCAUCACAAGCUCAGAGGAUGCAUCAAACAAUGCGGCGGCACAGAAGGGUGGAAUCAAUGGCCUAAGGAGGCGCUUGUCGACUAUGAACAGCAUGAAGAGACAGCCCUCGGUCUCACUGUCAAGGCAGCCUUCUACACGCACGUCCAAACGCUUGAGUGGCUACAACUCUGUCAUCCCUACGCCGAAACCUUUCAAAGCCUCCCCCGACAUGCAUCCCCUGAAACGACGAUACGAACCAGUUCUGCUAGACAGAUACCCCCCAAAAGCCCAAGAUGACGAGAUGAAGCGACGAUGCCCUUUUCCCGAUUACGUUCCCAUGUUUGCCUUUCCAAACGAUGUUGUAGUCGUCUCGUCCGAUGAGCGACCACGAUCCACCUGGCACGGCUUUGCCAUGACGACUGGAGACGGCUCUAAGCUGCAUGCCAUUUGUGUCACGGUAUGGAUGCCCUUGAACGAGUCAGCAUCGGUCGAGCUUGAGCGACAAUGCGAGGCAUGGCGGAAAGCCAACAUGAGCGAUGAAGAGAGGGAAUUGGCUAGUAGCUUGGGAGAACGCCUGGCGGGAGAAAGAGCAAAACUCUCGAGAUUGCUCGCCGAACUGCCUAAUGCUGCUCAAGGUUCUGCUGAGAGAGAAACGCUCGAUGAGCAGAUCAGUGCUGUCGAGGAAAAGAUUUCUCUCAUGGCCGAUCUGCUGCGCCCAGUACGACACGGAGCUGCCUCCAAGAUUGAGGGUCUGACCGAUGGCGAGAGUGGCUUCUGGAUUCCUCGAUGCUACGGUGUGCUCGGCAAAGAUGGCGCCAUGACAAGUUUCUGGAAAGAGUGGCUUAAGGCCAUUGUUACACCCAUGACAAACGGCGCUGUGCUUCGCGUGCCUCCAAGUUCCCCCAAGAUCGGCAUGUGGCAGCCGCUCGAACGAUACGUUGUGAACUUGUGCGUUGAAGCUCCAAGUCCUAUGUCGUCCAGCACCCAGAUUGAAGUCGCAAUUCGUGAACUGCGCUUGUAUGCCAGGAAAGAGGCCGAAAAUGAAAUCCCUGGCUCACGAAACACCGACAUCUACGCUCUUUUCCGAGCACUCUCCUUGAACAACAUCAUCACCUUGUUCGAGUACGUCUUGUCAGAAUCACGCAUAAUCUUGCUCUCAUCGCACACAUCUAUGCUCCAUCUUGCAAGCGCUGCCAUUACCAGUCUAUUAUACCCAUUGAAGUGGGCCGGAGUUUUUAUCCCUGUUUUGCCAGCACGACUAAUCCAGGCUCUCGAAGCCCCCUGCCCUUACAUCGUUGGUGUGGAGCGAAGAUACGAAAAUCUUGAGUUCCCUGAUGACGAUUUUGUCCUCGUGGAUUUGGAUCAGGACAUCAUCGAAAGCACGGCCAGACCAACGCUCCUGCCUCGUCAACAACGCAGGAAGCUCAUCGCUUCGUUGCAGGUAGUCGCACCCCAUCACACACGCUACGGCGUGCCCGUGGGUCCUCCCUCGUAUGCCAUUGAGACAUUCCCGAACGACGCCUUCGCUUCAGAGAACCCUCAGAUUUACAGUCAAAGAGCCGUUCCCUCAAGUCUGGCAUCUUUGGUUGGUGCAAACUCUGCUGCUUUUUCGGAAAUUCAAGUGCCUACGCAAAACCGCGCCAUUGUCCUUAACGCCUUCCUCAACUUCAGAACUACUUCGCGAGGAAGCGACCGCCCAUCAACAAGCUCAACCACAAGAGAAGACCGCCGAUCCUCAUCUACCCGAUCUCCGCCAUCUCCCACCAUUCCAUCCCCAUUGUCGCAGACCUUCCCCACAACGCCUGUCUCUAGGAAUGAUUCGGGCUAUAGCAUGCAGACUUCGCUGCGUGAGAAGCGUUCUGCACAUUUCGAUGUAGCGAGCAGGCGCAACUCUUCCUUCGGUUUCGAUCGUAUGGCAAACCUCCGAAGACCCAGUGCCGCUAACAGCACUCAACCCUUCAUCAGCCAUAACAGCAGCAUGUCAACAUCGACUCUAGCGAACUCUGCUGGGUACGCACCAUCAGUCUAUGCACCUUCUACUCUCGCCGCUUCUACCAUCAUGCCAGCCGCAAUUCAACCUUCUUGUCCACGAGACACCGAAACUACCAAAUGGGUUGAGGGUCAUUGCUUGGUCUGGCGUCCACGCGAAGACAAGAUGUACUGCAGCAUUUGCGACGAGAAAUGCGAGGAUGGCGUCUAUCGCUGUGGUGGAUGCAACACCAACGUACACCCACGCUGUCUUCACCAGAUCUCGGUCGUCUGUCCCCUCGCAUUCCGCCCUGAGGCUGUACGUGCUGUGUUCGUCCGCUGCUUUGCCUCGCUGCUCUACACUUACCGUCGCUUCAUGCAUCCUGCUUCGGGUGAGCGCAGAAAAGCAGGCAUGGUGUAUCACUUCAACAUGGAUCAAUUCAUCCGCAGUGUACCCGGCGAGGCGACUGAAUACAUUACUAUGAUGCGCGAAACGCAGAUGUUCAAUGAAUUCAUACACGAGCGCGAAUCCACUCGUGCCGAGAAUCCGUCCAUCAAGCUGUUCGACGAAAUCAUCCUCGCCAAGCGGAACAGGGGUCGUGGCUCCAUCUUCUCCAAGCACAACACCUCUUGGUUGUUCGACACUUCAGAACACUUGUGGCGUUCCGCCUCGACUGCAGCACCAAACUCUCGUUUCCCUGGUGACUAUCGCCAGGUCGUUAGUAGAAUCCCGGCGAAGCUGGACACCACACUCAUGAAGGAGCCCAGAGCAGUACAAGGUCUGCCUCGCCCACAGACACGCACAAAGCGCAAGCCUAUACCUUCCAUGAUGGGUCUGAGCGUUGACGAAGAAACCACUGCAUGA